AAGUUUUUGCUCAAUAUGUCUGCCGAGCUUGCAGAGACCAGUAAAGAAAUGGAAAAGGAAGAUGCUGGAGCUGUACAGUGUGGGACUGGGGAGGGCGAGGCAGUGGUGCUCAAUGAGAGGAGCGAACAGUGUUCUGCGUUUGCUUCCAUCGCUGGCUGUGAUGAGGCAGUUGCGCAAUGUUUCCUAGCUGAGAAUGACUGGGAUAUGGAAAGGGCGAUUAAUUCUUUCUUUGAGCCUGGGGUGGAGUCAGCCUUGCAAAACAAAGCUGCAGCUGAUAUAGCAGAUCCUUUAAAGCAAGAGACUAUGUCUGGAACUGCUUCCGAUUCAUGUAUUGACCUCACUGGCGAUGACUUAGUGGUUACCAAAUCAGAAGCAACUACCAGCAAUUCCUCCACUGUGAAGCAAGAAGAUGAGAGCCAUUUUUCCUUUCUGACUUGGAAUAUAGAUGGCCUUGAUGAAUCAAAUGUCGCAGAAAGGGCUCGUGGUGUGUGUUCCUAUUUGGCCCUGUACAGUCCAGAUGUAGUAUUCUUACAGGAGGUUAUUCCACCAUACUAUGAGUACCUGAAGAAGAGAGCUGUCAGCUACACAAUUAUUACAGGUAAUGAGGAUGAAUACUUCACUGCUAUGAUGCUGAAAAAGAGCAGGGUAAAGUUAAUAAGCCAAGAAAUUGUACCAUACCCAUCCACGGUGAUGAUGAGAAAUUUGCUUGUAGCAAAUGUGAAUAUCUCUGGCAACAGUAUAUGCUUAAUGACUUCUCAUCUAGAGAGCACAAAAGAUCAUUCAAAGGAGCGAUUAAAGCAGCUGGACAUUGUGCUAAAAAAGAUGAUGGAUGCUCCCCCUUUAGCAACUGUAAUAUUUGGAGGGGAUACAAACCUGCGAGAUCAGGAGGUUGCUAAAAUUGGAGGCAUGCCAAAUAAUAUAUUGGAUGUUUGGGACUUCUUGGGUAAGCCUGAGCACUGUCGCUAUACCUGGGACACAAAAGUGAACAAGAACCUGCGUGCUCCCUACAUUUGCAGGUUGCGCUUUGACCGCAUAUUUUUUAGAGCUUCGCAGGAGGGAAGUCAAGUGAUCCCCCAGUCUCUUUAUCUUGCUGGCACUGAAAAGCUGGACUGUGGCAGAUUUCCAAGUGAUCACUGGGGUUUGCUGUGUGACUUUGCUAUUAUAUUAUGAUUGUAAGAUAAUGCGCAAGUUAAUCUUUAAUAUAUUUUGUUUUAAUAAAACAUAUCUGUAUAUUUUA
This is a messenger RNA of Xenopus tropicalis (tropical clawed frog), 1237 nucleotides long. RefSeq names its product tyrosyl-DNA phosphodiesterase 2 (gene tdp2). Gene Ontology annotation, cellular component: PML body. NCBI's taxonomy places the organism in Eukaryota, Metazoa, Chordata, Amphibia, Anura, Pipidae. The record is from RefSeq and is marked provisional. Gene Ontology annotation, biological process: animal gross anatomical part developmental process. Gene Ontology annotation, molecular function: DNA binding; tyrosyl-DNA phosphodiesterase activity; catalytic activity.